Molecule: messenger RNA, 725 nt
Organism: Didymella exigua CBS 183.55
Lineage: Eukaryota; Fungi; Ascomycota; Dothideomycetes; Pleosporales; Didymellaceae
Exons: 2
Coding region: 96-521 (141 amino acids)
Source: RefSeq, a predicted model, not a curated record
CGCCGACGUCACCCUUGAAUAAACAAUACGCAAAGAGUCCGAGGUCACGUACAGCACGAUAACGCUCUCGAGCGCAACCUCGCCAUGUCGCACCGAUGAGCUUUAUCCAGCGCCUCGACAGCGCCGCCCCGUUGGGCUACACCACCCCCGUCUUUCCCUCGCUCUACUGGCCCCUGCCCCCGGGCGCAGCGCAGUCCUUCUACCUCUACAGACCCAGCGACAUUCUGCGUUUCACCAUCUACUGGACGCUCCUGCUCGUCGGCGGCAUACACCUGGUUGUUGCCCUUUGGGCGUGCAUAAUACAAUGGCGCAACUGGAAGAUCAUCUGGGUUGUGCCGCCGCUAUUUGCGGCCGUGGGCGCGCUUGAGGGCCUGAUUGCUGGGGCCAUUGUGGGUGGACUGCUGGGCGGUGUGUAUCAGAGUGGGUACUUUGAGAUGAGCACUUGGAUUCCGUUCGUGUGGGGGUGUAUCAAUGCUAUGGUGUUGAUUCUGUCGAGUUUUUCGAUAUACGGCGGGCUGUAACACGGGUAUGAACGAAGGGGUGGUGUGGAAAACGCAGGAAGGACGAACAGCAACGAUCAGACAAGGCAACAUUAGAUAGCGUCUCGGAUGGACAGCAUGACACUGGCUAACGCUGAAGUGUUUCCUCUCUUCGUGAACGUACGAUGAUUAUGCGACACGUACAAACCACUGAAAAACCGAAAUCUAGCGAACGUACAUCCCAUU